GCAAGGCUUUGGGCGGUGGUUUAGUAUGCUGAGAGCCAUGGCCAUCACGACAUUUCUGGGGCUUCUUGUCCUGCCAGUCACCGCGAACCUGCGGGGUGCAGACAGGGCGCCGGACUACACACAGUGUGGGGUGCUGGGACAAUCCCACCACACAGCCACACAGCGGAUCGUUCACGGUCACGAUGCAGGGCAAUGUGUCUGGAGAUGGCAAGUGAGUUUGAGUUCGGCCACCGACGGGCAGUUCUGUGGAGGCACGCUGAUUGGCCGCGAGUGGGUGUUGACUGCAGCGCAUUGCAUCUCCAAGGUUCGCAGCGGCUGUGAAGUCCGGAGUCUGCGCAUCGGCGCAGGCACCUGGAAACGUCGUGAAAAUGUGGAUCAGAGUGACACCUCUGUGGUGAGGCGAGUCACCAAGGUCUACAUGCAUCCCUUGUACCAGGACAAUGUGGCGCAUGACUACGACUUUGCCCUGUUGCAACUGGACAAAGCAGUUCCCAUCAACCGGUGCAUCGGUGUGGCGUGCCUGCCGCAUUCUCAGGACCGCAGCGGCACCAACUGCAGCAUCACCGGCUGGGGAACCUUGGUGUCUUCGGGUCCAACACCUGAACUGCUGCAAGAGGCUUCAGUGACACUGCUGACCAACCAGAUGUGUGAGGUGAACUACACAGCGAGCAAAAAUACCAUCACUGGCAGCAUGCUCUGUGCCUCCGGCAGGUCGAAUACUGGGAUCACAGAUACAUGUCAAGGAGAUAGUGGAGGCCCAUUAGUUUGCAAAGAGACAGUUGAAACCUCCGAUGGUACGAUGGCGAGCGACCGCUACGUGCUGAGGGGUGUGACGUCCUGGGGUCAGGGCUGUGCUUACGAAGGCUAUCCAGGUGUCUAUGGGCGAGUGCAAAGUGUCCUCAGUUGGAUUGAAGAUACCAUCGAGAACAAGGUGAAGAAGGUCUAUGCUGCUGAUACCAAGGAGGAUUUCUCCAGUCUGGAUUUCGAGGGCAAGAUGUGGAAGGUGGUGAGUGGUGAAUGCACCAUCGAUGCCUCCGAUUGUUUGCUGAGCCCCGGCUUUCCGGAAGCCUAUGGCGAUUCGCAGCAGUGCAAGGUGGCUGUGAAUCCUCAGGGGGCCAUGCCCUUGGAGGUGAUGAAUUUCACCACUGAGUUGGGCUUUGAUAAGCUCUACGUGGAUUGCAAGUCCUAUUCGGGCGGUACGGGCCCCAAUGGCGUGAUCCCCAGCUCUUCCUUGUUUUGGACCUCGGAUGCCUCCGUUACAGAGUCAGGCUGGAGGAUUUGUCCGGAGGCCGUUGGACUUUUGCCAUGACGAGGCCCUCGAGGCUACUGGUAGCCACCCAGUUUUCACCGCCGGCUGUGAUGGUUGGCUUAAUUCAAGACACGAAGCAGGCAAUGCUUGGUGCGCCACUGGUUCGCAGAAGGACCUGGAAUUCAUACUAUAGCACUGCGGCUUGAUGCUUUGGCACAGAUUUGCUGCAACUUCCAGUUGUCCUGAAAGGCGUGGAAGCACGAGAAUACAGUAGAGGUACUCCCUCUCCCUCAGUUCCCUGCUUUUUUUGGCCGUAAAAGAUAUUGUGCCCAUGGUCAACAGGUCCAAUCGGUCACAAAACUGGUCAAGUGGUCAGAGUGAUCAAAGUGAUAAAA
This is a messenger RNA of Cladocopium goreaui, 1644 nucleotides long. Lineage: Eukaryota; Dinophyceae; Suessiales; Symbiodiniaceae. The record is from the annotation of a GenBank genome assembly.